AUGAUGGAAGAGAAGUGCGGUCACCUGAAAUAUAUAGAACUUGAUAAUUACAAGUCAUACAAAGGAAAACAAGUGAUCGGUCCAUUUAGUUCUUUUACAGCAGUAAUUGGACCAAAUGGAUCCGGUAAAUCAAAUCUUAUGGAUGCUAUUAGCUUUGUCCUUGGUGAAAGAACUCGUCAUCUGCGAGUGACAAAAUUGAGCGAUCUUAUUCAUGGAUCUGUUGUCGGAAAACCUGUAUCAAAGACCGCUUCUGUUACAGCUGUUUAUCAGAUGCCAAACGGAACUGAACGACGGUUUAGUCGCUACAUUAGCGGUAACACAUCUGAAUAUCGCAUUGACGGAACACCUGUCAAAGUGGAGGAAUAUGGCGCAGCACUGGAGAAGAUUCAUAUCUUUAUGAAAGUGAAGAAUUUUUUGAUUUUCCAAGGUGCUGUUGAAAGUAUUGCUAUGAAGAAUGCCCGAGAACGUUGCCAAAUGUUUGAGGAAAUUAGUCGAUCUGCUGAGUACAAGGAGGAGUAUGACAGGUCGAAAGCCGAAAUGCAGAAACUGGAAGAGGAAGCUACUUUCAAUUUAAACAAAAAGAAGAAUAUUGUUGCAGAACGUAAAGAGGCUCGUAUUGAGAUUGAUGAGGCGGAAAAGUACAAAAAAUUGCACAGCAGAUGGAUGUCCAAAAGAACGGAGUUGCAACUUUUCAAGUUGUAUUAUAAUGAUGUGGAUAUUAAACGCAUAAGAGAAGAUUUGCAGCAGCGUGAAGAAGUGGUCGAGCAGGAGAAUGCUGCUCGAGUGAAAAUUGAGGAAGAAAUUCGCGAAAAACGUCGUGAAUUGGGUAAAUUGAAUCGCGAUCAGUCAUCCCUCGAACAAGAAAUUAAGAAAUGCGACCAAAAAGUGUCGAAGAGAAAGCCGGAAUAUAUCAAGGUUUCUCAGAUGUUGCGCCACGUUAGUGAUAAGCACAAGGAAUCAAAAAAAGCCUUGGAGAACGCACGCCAGCAACAUAGUAGUCAUCGACAAGAAAUGGAACAACUUGAAGCCGACUAUGACCGUGUUCAGGCUCUUAAAGAGGAGUAUGAGCUUCAACAGAACAAAAAGAGCAAGGAGCAAGGCCGUUCUCUUGAAUUGGAGGAUUCUCAGCUAGCCGAAUAUCAUCGCUUGAAACAGAAGGCCGCUGAACACACUUCUGAUAUAUCAGCUCAACUCGAUGCGCUUAGACGAGAGUACGAUGAGCAGAAAGACCUCUUCGAUAGUUUGGAACGUCGUAAGGAAGAGAUUGAGAAUUCUCUUCGCCUCAAGCAAACAGAACUCAGUGAUAACCAAAGACGUCUUCAACGACUUGUUGAAUUUAUCGAAAAUAGCAAUAAGUCAAUAUCUGAGCUCUCUGAGACUGAAAGGACGAUUAGAGAGGAAGUAGAGAAUGCGACAAGACGCAUCGAUGAAAUUAAUGCUGAAUUGGAGAGCGUUAUCUGUCAACUGGGAGAGGCCAAGGUGGAACGACAUGAAUCCUCUCGUGCUGUUAGAAAACAGGAGCUUAUUGAAAACUUGAAGCGUCUAUUUCCCGGCGUGCAAGGUCGUCUCUUAGAAAUGUGCGAACCUUCGCAUAAACGCUAUCAAAUUGCAAUUACCAAAGUUCUUGGCAAACACAUGGACAGUAUUGUCUGUGAUAGUGAGAAGACCGCGAAAGAUUGUAUUCAAUAUAUGAAGGAUCAGCGUAUUGAACCGGAAACCUUCCUCCCGCUGGACUUCCUUGAUGUUCAACCAGUGGAUGAGAAAUUGCGUGAAAUAAACGAUCCACCGAAUGUGCACCUGGUGAUUGAUGUGAUCAACUGCGACCCCGUGACUGCUAAGAAGGCUCUUCAAUUCGCUUGCGGCAACGCUCUGGUCUGCGACACCGUUGAACACGCACGUUAUGUUGCCUACAAUAUGGGUGAACGUAAGAAGACUGUUUCUCUGGAUGGAACUCUAUUCCAAAGGUCUGGUGUCAUUUCUGGUGGUGCAAGCGAUCUGAAGGCUAGGGCUAAGAGAUGGGAUGAGAAGCAGAUCAGUUCCCUAAUGUCUAGACGUGAUGCUCUGCAGACGGAGUUGAAGGAACAACUGAAACGCAAGCGAAAAGAGGCUGAACUGCGAACUCUUCAAUCACAAAUCAACGGCCUUGAGAAACGGCUCAAGUAUACACAAAAGGACAAGGACAGCACUGAGGAAAAGAUUCUUAGUGGAAAUGAGGAGGAAGUCAACAACUUGAGAGCCAACUUGGAAGAAGUGAAUGAGAGACUGGGUAUGUGCCAAACAAAAAUGCAGGAGUUGGAAAUUUCUAUCAAUGCUGAAAAAGCCAAGAUGGACACGGUUGAGGAUACGGUACUUCAUGACUUCUGUGUCAGCAUUGGUGUGGAGAACAUUCGGGAAUACGAAGACCGUGAGUUACGUAUUGCUCGCGAACGCGAUCAAAAACGUAUGGAGUUUACCAGCCAACUUCAACGAAUCAAUAAUCAACUGGAAUACGAGAAGUCCCGCGAUACAUUAGACGCUGUGAAGCGUUGGGAAGAGGCCGUAGCAAGUGAACGCCAGGAGAUGGAACGUUGUAGAAAGCAAGAGAAACGUCUCAAAGAAGAGAUGGAAGCGGAAGAGAUGAAGAAGAGCAAUCUUGAGUUCCAAUUGGGUGAAUACCAGCAAAAGAGCGAACAAAUGGACGCCGAAUUAGCUGAACUCAGUCGUCGUUUGGUUUCGCGCAAGCGGGAGCUCCAGAAACUCCAAAAGGAACUAAGUCAAAUCGAGGCGCGACUUGAAUCCAAACGCUCCGAACGUCAUUCUCUCCUCCAAUCUGCUAAGAUGGAAGACCUGCAACUACCGUUAAAACCUGGUGCUAGUUCAAUGCCCGAGUUGGAAAGCCAACUUUCGGCAGAAAGUGAGGGCGCCGAUCUUAACUCAGAGGAAAUGAUGCGCCUCUAUGCUAUGGAAGCACGACUUCCACUUGACUAUAAACAACUCGAAAAGCCACUUCGAAUGAUUGCCGAUGAUAAGGAGGUUGUUAGGAAGGCUGAUGAGAUGCAUUCGGAGGUGGAGCGGAUGCAAAAUGAGUUGUCACGUUUCCAAGCACCAAACUUGAAGGCUAGUGCAAAGUUAGGAAACGUGGAACAGCGUUUGCGCACCACAGAGGCGGAAUUCGAGGAAACGAGACGUAAGGCCAAGAAAGCUAGGGCUCAAUUUGAGCGUAUCAGAAGGUUGAGGUACGCGGCGUUCAAUAAAUGCUUUCUCUCAAUUGCUGAAAAUAUUGAUCCGCUAUAUAAGUCACUAUCUCGAAACCCUGGAGCCCAGGCAAGUCUUCUACCCACUAAUGCCGAAGAACCCUAUUUGGAAGAACUCCAAUUCCAAUGUGUAGCUCCAGGCAAACGCUUUCAGCAGAUGGAUUCCCUUUCAGGUGGUGAAAAGACUAUUGCUGCAUUGGCACUCUCCUUUGCCAUGCACCAGUACAACCCUUCGCCGUUCUUCGUACUUGACGAAAUUGAUGCUGCCCUGGAUAACACCAAUAUUGGUAAAGUAGCCUCCUUCAUUCGCGAGUAUUCCCGGACUCGUGCCCAAGUUAUUGUCAUCUCGCUCAAAGAAGAAUUUUAUUCGAGGGCGGACUCUCUUGUUGGCAUUUAUCCCGAUAUCGUAAGCUGGUGUUUUAACAUUCUAUAUUUCGCAAAUUUAUUGUUACCUCUUUACCAGAUUUCCAGGGUAUGCGAAGAUAUUGAGCAUCGUCUCGAACAGUGUAAGGACCUUCUGUUGGGAAUUAACUCCCAACGACUUUCCCUCGCGUCCAAAUGCAAUUCAUUGUCUGCUAGUUUGUCUCUCGAGGGGGAUUCAGUCUACGAGGCGAUUGUCAAGGUUAGCAAGCCCCAUUCUGGUCAUAUCUUUACGGCGUACAUUCAUGAGGGUUAUGGUACACCCUUCAAGCUGCAGCAGCUUCAGGACUGUUGGAAUUGGGUUUAUCAGGCCGUAGGAGUUUGUAAUGAGACAUCCCUAUUGGAAUUGAGGCGAUGUGUCCAAGGAGCGCUCGAUGCGCUUCUUUUUCCACCUGCCAAUAGGGCUGUUCCAGGCUUUGAAAAAUUCACUACACGGUCCUGCUUCUACCCCCCUCUAUCACCUGACAGUGCACUUCACAUCUUUCUGGACGGCGGUGAACUUGUCGUCUGUGUCAACUUUGUCUUUCGAGAAAAAUUCACCCUUUCCUCUGCCACUGGAAGAAAUGCCACAUUGAAACAGUAUUGGGCUUCCACUUCCGUGGUUUGUAUACAGAAGGUCCUGGAAUUGCUCAAAGACAUCCUCACUGAUAUUGAGUCCUGCUCCUUGGCUAUGGCAUCUUAA
This is a messenger RNA of Rodentolepis nana, 4335 nucleotides long. NCBI's taxonomy places the organism in Eukaryota, Metazoa, Platyhelminthes, Cestoda, Cyclophyllidea, Hymenolepididae. The record is from the annotation of a GenBank genome assembly.